GAACCUUCCAUCCCACAACCUCCCCUCCAACUCAAAUUCUAUAUAUUUCCUCAAAUUCCACAACCUCCCAAUUCCUCAACCCUUAUCCUCCUCCUUCAUCGCCUCCCCCGCAUGGCGACUGAUCACGCCGACCAGACCGGCAUCAAAUACGAAGAGGAGUUCAUAAAAAACCCUCGUGGCCUGAAGCUCUUCACCUGCAAAUGGCUGCCGGAAAACAGAGACCCCAAAGCUUUAAUAUUUAUGUGCCACGGUUAUGCGAUGGAGUGCAGCAUAUCGAUGAGAGGCACGGGAAUGAGGUUAGCAAAAGAAGGGUAUGAAGUUCAUGGCAUAGACUAUGAAGGGCAUGGCAAGUCCUCCGGCUUACAAGGCUUUGUUCCGAGCUUUAAGAAUAUCAUAGACGAUUGCUUCGAGCAUUUCGUUAGCGUUUGCGAAAAAGGCAAAAAUAAGAAUAAGGCGAGGUACUUGCUCGGAGAGUCUAUGGGAGGAGCCGUGGCCCUUCUACUUCAUAGAAAGCAACCUUCCUUUUGGAACGGGGCUAUUUUAGUAGCUCCGAUGUGCAAGAUUGCUGACGAGUUGAAGCCCCACCCGAUGGUCAUUAGCAUCCUGAGUCGAUUGAGCAAUGUAUUUCCGACGUGGAGAAUUGUUCCUAUGCAAGAUAUCAUCGAUGUGGCAUUCAAAUCCAUGGAAAAGAGACAAGAGAUUCGGGCGAACCCGUUAUGCUACAAAGGGAGGCCGAGGCUGAAGACGGCUCAUCAGCUGCUCAUGGUGAGCUUGGAGAUCGAGAAAAAUCUUAAUCAGGUUUCUUUGCCCUUCUUGAUCGUUCAUGGCGGCGACGACAUUGUGACUGAUCCAUCGGUUAGCAAAUUGCUCUACGAUACGGCGUUGAGCAAGGACAAGACAUUCAAGCUCUACCCGGGAAUGUGGCACGCCCUCACUUCCGCCGAGCCGCCGGAGAGUAUCGAUCUCGUCUUCUCCGACAUCAUUGCUUGGCUCGAUGAGAGGACAUUGACUUCAUCGGAGCACUUGAGGUCGUCGGAGAUGGAGCAGAAGGCGAUGCACGACGGGCUGUUGUCGGGCAAGAAUAUCUGACUUGUUAGAUGAAGUUUAUCUAACAUUUUCUUUUCAAAUUCCACUCAUAAUUCAUAUUGAAAUAAAAAUAACAGCAAGUUGAUGGUCU
This is a messenger RNA of Zingiber officinale, 1177 nucleotides long. RefSeq names its product caffeoylshikimate esterase-like. The transcript has 9 exons. NCBI's taxonomy places the organism in Eukaryota, Viridiplantae, Streptophyta, Magnoliopsida, Zingiberales, Zingiberaceae. The record is from RefSeq and is a predicted model, not a curated record. Bases 112 to 1089 code for a protein of 325 amino acids. Gene Ontology annotation, cellular component: membrane. Gene Ontology annotation, molecular function: lipase activity.